UCUCAGUAUUCUGUGGGUUUGUUUUGGAAAUCUCCCGCGCUCUUUGUUUUUUCGUAUUUUCCCUUUUUUCAUAUUUUCCUGGUGGAGUUUUUCUUGAAAAUCAAAGUGCAGUGGUCACAAUGGAUUACUAUCCAACGGAGGAGGAAGAAUAUGAGCUGAUGUACGGCGAUGAAUUGGAGAUGCUGGACGAUGAUGUUGCUGCCACUCCGCAAAAUCCUGCUCCGAAAAUUGCAGCAAAGCCCACGCAACCUCCAAAGCCAACACAGGAAAUCUUUCCGGACAGUCCUGCAUUGUCUCAAAUAUCCAGAAUUGACCAAAUCAAUCGGAGACUGUUUGAUGACAGUGUCUCUAUGCCCAAUGCCUCGACUCCUCUGGUUUCCGGAAGGGUCAUUUUGAAUGGGAAUGAGACUCCAGUGGCUGUGGGGAGUAGGAAGCGACGCCUUGAGGGGCUGUAUGAGGAGAAUCUGUUCAGUCCGGGCUGGCAGAUGAAGCAGCAACAGAAGAAACAGAGGCAGGAGGAAGAUAGAGAUACCCGGAUGAUUGAGCAGAUAUUGGAGGCCAGGAAGAGGACAAUGGAAAUGGUGAAUCCAAUGAAAUCGAGCAAUUUGUCUCGAUUGGAGCAGCUGCAUAGGUUCAAGAUGCAAAAUUUGUCGUACAGCCUGCCUAAUUAUCCCUUCCAGACGCUCUGCAGGAGCGAUGGGGAGAGGAUUUACGUCCGGACGCACAAUGAGGAUUUUGUGCAGAAGGCUGUGGAUGAGGUUAGGAUUGUCGGGAGCUUCAGGGAAUCCCUUUUGGGGGAUGAAAAGGCCAAAAUCUGGAAUGAAGCACGAGAAAUAACACUGAAACGGAUUUCUGGGCAGGAAAAUCCUCCGGAAGUUGUGGAGAUUCAGGUGAAUUCAGUUCAGGGAGAUCUCUGGGUGGAGAAAUAUCGUCCGAAGAAGUACAGAGAUCUCCUUUCUGACGAAUCCACAAAUCGCUGUUUGCUUCAGUGGCUGAAAAUGUGGGACAAGGUCGUUUUUAACCGGGACAUUCAGCAGAAAGUAGCUCCUGGAAAGCCACUGAAUACCUUCAAUAAGCAAACGGGAAAAUUUGAGAGCACUGGAGGCUGGAGGAAAACCUUCCGGACAAGGAAUAAUCUCCUAACUGAUCGAGAUGCUCUAGGGCGUCCAAUUCAGAAGAUUGCUCUACUCUCGGGGGCUCCAGGCCUGGGCAAAACCACCCUGGCACAUGUAAUUGCUCACCAUGCCGGAUACAAUGUCCUGGAAGUCAAUGCAUCCGAUGACAGAACUUCAGAAGCCUUCCGGCAAGUCCUGGAAGAUGGAACACAAAUGAAGUCCCUUCUGACCAAGGAAAAUCGUCCAAAUUGCCUGAUUUUUGACGAAAUUGACGGAGCUCCGGCAACUUCCAUCGAUCUCCUGAUCAAAUUUGCCUCUGACACAAUGGCUCCGGCUCAGAAGGGUGCAAAAAAGGGAGGAAAAGCUCAGAAAAAUGUUCUCAAGAGACCAAUUAUCUGCAUCUGCAACGACAUCUAUUCGCCGGCUCUGAGACAGCUCAGACAGAUGGCGUUGGUGGUUAAUUUUCCGCCUCUGAACAGCGAGCGGCUGGCUGAGAGGCUACUAUCAAUUGCCCUGAAGGAGAAGGUCCAGACGGACUUUGGGGCACUCCUGUCGCUAGCUGAGAAGACAGGAAAUGAUGUUAGAUCUUGCAUUUCAAUGAUCCAGUUCUUCAGCGCCACUCAGAAGCCCCUGAUGCUGAGUGACGUUCUCAAGGGGAAUAUUGGGCAGAAGGAUCAGCAUAAGGGAUUAUUUGCCAUCUGGGCCACCAUCUUUCAGACUCAACGGUUUAAGCCUCCCGUUUUUGAUGGGAAUCUACAAAAUCCUUCGGAAUUCCCAUCCCAAAUGAAACGUCCGCCCUCGAAGAUGGAAAACAUCGUGAAUGUUGUGCAAUCUGGAGGAGACUACGAGAGACUGAGUCAGGGAAUCUUUGAGAAUUACCUGGCUCAGAAGGUUUCAGAUGCAGCUAUGCAGAAUACUGCUGAAGUUGCAGAUUGGUUUGUCUUCUCGGAUUCCCUCCAGAAGAUGAUCAAUCAGCAGCAAAAUUACUCAAUCUACCCGUAUCUGCCCUACACCUUCGCCAUGUGGCACAGUCUCCUGGCCACUCUGCAGCGCGCCAAUAUCUCCUUCCCCAGCAAAGGAUUUGAGUCUUCGCAGAAACUUCAGACGCACAAAAUGCUCAUGAUUGCCUUGAGAAAGGGUCUGGGGAGCACAGUUCGGGGCAUUGGGGAGGGCUGUGUGAUGCUCCUGGACACUCUUCCACUCAUUCGGAGAAUUCUAAGUCCAAGCAUUCGGUCAGUUUCUCUGCAAUUGCUCACUCCCAAGGAGAGAUCCGAUCUGCAGCAUGCAGUCGAAGUGAUGGCGGAUCUUGGGGUGAAAUUUGUGCAAGUUAAGGGAAUCGAUGGAGCUUUUAAGUAUCAAAUGGAACCAGAUAUUGAACUGCUAAGUUUCUUCCGGAGCUCGGAAGAUAUUCCUCUGAGCUACUGGACGCGACAGCUAGUUGCCCGGGAAGUUGAUCUGGAGAACAUGCGAAGGGCAAAGCCAAAAGUUGGAGAAGUGUCCAAGAAGAAACAUGAGGCCAAAACUCCGAAUCAUCUGCAGAGUCUUCAGCCGAAGAAGGUCGUGGGAAAUGUCUCCAAGUACAAAGAAUUGGUCGUGAAGGAUUUCUUCGGGCGAGUGGUGAAGAAACAGGCUCCUCUUUCUGUCAAAGAAGGUGGAAUUGAUGGAAUUGUAAAGAGUCCGAUUUGGUAUCGAUUUAAGGAGGGCUACAACAAUGCUGUUCGGAAGGAUAUAACACUGUCAGACUUCAUUUAGGGUUGCAAGAUUCAAAGAUAAAAGCACAUUUUUCUGCAUAA
Molecule: messenger RNA, 2908 nt
Organism: Phlebotomus papatasi
Lineage: Eukaryota; Metazoa; Arthropoda; Insecta; Diptera; Psychodidae
Gene: cutlet
Product: chromosome transmission fidelity protein 18 homolog
Exons: 5
Coding region: 120-2867 (915 amino acids)
Cellular component (GO): nucleus
Molecular function (GO): ATP hydrolysis activity; DNA binding; ATP binding
Source: RefSeq, a predicted model, not a curated record